This is a messenger RNA of Mytilinidion resinicola, 828 nucleotides long. RefSeq lists its product as uncharacterized. The transcript is spliced from 4 exons. Lineage: Eukaryota; Fungi; Ascomycota; Dothideomycetes; Mytilinidiales; Mytilinidiaceae. Bases 1 to 828 code for a protein of 275 amino acids. The record is from RefSeq and is a predicted model, not a curated record.
AUGAACGGAAGAGGCAUUCCAAAGCAAUACAUGAUCCUAGCCCAACGGAUCUACCGACAUCACGGAGUCACGCCUCAUCAACACCACCACCGCUUGACGACUCCUGGGUCGCCCGCCAAGCUUACGAUCCCUGAGGCGCGUGCCCCAGCCGGGCUCAAAUCGGAAGGCUGCUCUGUAUCCUCUGUGCUCAUCAAGUGCCCGCUGUUAAGGCUUGUCUCGUGGAUCCGGAUUGAACCGCACGCCGUGCCACAGGACCCUCCCAAGACUCAGACUACCGGUAAGGCUGCUCUACCGUGCGAAGCAAGUAGUUCUAGCCUGCGCCUCAAUCGAACCACACAGCGGCCUCUCCGGCCGGGGGUAAAGUCUGGGGAUACGAGGCGCAAGUUUCCCUCGCAGCCACAGCUCCGCCCUUCCCGCUGGUGGCGCACCCUAGGAGCGGGUGAUGUGAGGAGUAACCCUGUUCUUCUUGUUGAGGGUGUGCCGGCGUCAAACCGUAUCGUGUUGUACUCUGUCGUCCCCCCUCAUGGCGUGCUCGGUGUUGUGGCGGCAAGUGGCCAUUGCCCCGUUUCGGGGAGGUACAUGAUCGCGCAAUGGCGAAUUACAGCCCCAGGCAUCGCCGCGCUGGAGUUGAAUGCCGGCCGCCAAGAUAUACUGCUAGGCCCAAAGCGGCAGGAGCAGACGACCUUCGAUAGCGACAUCUCACGAGACUGUGACACUGAACUUCAUGGCCACACUACUGACUACCACCAUGCCAGGGUCCUCCGGCGAGGCCAGUCGGGCAAAUGCGUUCUCCGGGCACUCAACGGCCUGUCCAAGGUCUUCCCUUGA